Drosophila hydei is the source of this 1858-nucleotide messenger RNA. Its product is annotated as glutactin. Lineage: Eukaryota; Metazoa; Arthropoda; Insecta; Diptera; Drosophilidae. The record is from RefSeq and is a predicted model, not a curated record. The transcript is spliced from 5 exons. Bases 59 to 1735 code for a protein of 558 amino acids.
ACGAUCGCAAUUGUCGAGCUAGUUGGGCUCGAACGUUUCGUUUGUUCAGUUCAAUUCGAUGCGUAGACGAGUCGUAUACGUGAUGUUAACUCUUUGCGGAUUGGGGCUUGCUGGCCUUGCCGGCUGGCUAUUGGUCUCGCUGAAUGCGGUUGCGGAUGCCCAAACGCCAAUGUCAACGAUGACAGUAGAUCUGUCGGGACAGCAGGGCGCAGUGCGCGGCAAUUACGGCCAGACAGCGUGGACAGGGCAGACGUUCAUGCAGUUCCGUGGUAUACCCUAUGCAGAGGCACCCGUUGGAAAUCUGCGCUUUCGUCCACCGGUUGCUCGCUCCCCCUGGUCCGAGACGCUCGAUACCUUGGACUUUGGCCAACGCUGCCCGGUGAUAACCAAUUUGGAUGCCAAGAUGUCCGAUGCUCAGCUAGAGGAUUGCCUAAAUCUGUGCGUCUACACCAAGAAUCUCACCGCGCGUCAGCCAGUGAUGUUUUAUGUGUAUGGAGGUGGCUAUUACAAUGGCUCAUCGCAAGAUCAUCCGCCGAACUAUUUGCUGGAGCGUGAUAUCGUUUUGGUUGUGCCACAUUAUCGCGUCGGGGCUUUGGGUUGGCUCUCAACGCUCACCGAGCCAUUGCCUGGCAAUGCGCCCAUAGGCGAUAUACUCUUGGCUUUAGACUGGGUGCAGCGUCAUAUUCAGCGAUUUGGCGGCGAUCCCAGCCAGGUGACCAUAUUCGGCCAGAGUGCUGGGGCGGGCGUCACCAGCGCUUUGCUGCUAAGUCCACGCACCUCCCAGCAGCAUUUUCAGCGCGCUAUUGUGCAAUCCGGUUCGAUAUUCGCCAACUGGGCUUUAGUAAAGGAUCCCACUGAGCAGGCACAGAGAAUUUGCAAGGAGUUGCACUGCGAGCGCUGCGAGGAGCAGGAACAGCUCUUGCGCUGCGUGCGCUCUGCAUCUGUGCUGGAGCUGCUACUGGCUACCAAGGCUGAGAGUUUCGCUCCGCUCGUGGGCGAUCUACAGGGCAUAUUGCCACAACAUCCAGAGGAACUGCUCAAGCGGCGUCAACGUGCUGUGCCGCUCAUGACAGGCUUUACGCAGCACGAUGGCUCCUUUGUGCUUGCCACAUAUUACGAUGCUCUGGUAACCCAGAUCGGCAAUGUAAGCGCUCUAAGCGUGCGCCAGUUUACACAGGGCCUAAUGGACCUCGCUAAGGAUUCAACGGGUCUCGCAGAUAAUUUAUUAUAUCGCCUGCUCUAUACACCGCAGCUGUUGGACAGCUACGCCCACAAAGCUGCAUUGCCUGCUUAUUUUGACCUCACGUCGACAAUUUAUAUGAAGUCGCCUGUCAUUAGCCUGGCCAGCAAGCUGCACACGCAUCGACCAGAUGCUCCUGUCUAUGUCUACAGCUUUGAGUACGAGGGUGAACAUACGCGCUUUGGCUACGAGUUUGGCAAUGAGCACUAUCCCUUCAAUGGUGGCGUGCAUCAUUCCAACGACAAUAUAUACCUAUUUGCCACCCACCCACUGCAAAUGGAGGACACACUCAUGGCACAGAACAUGGUCGAGCUGUGGACAUCGUUUGCCAUAAGCGGCGUGCCCAAAGAUCUGAAUGCUCUGACCAGUCCCAGUGGACCAUAUAAUCGCCUCGGACUUCAGAUAACGAAUGAUGCAGAUUUGCUGCAAACGCUGACAGCAACAAUUGAUGAUCCAGACAAUUCGCGCUUAGAGCGCAAAAAUGUGGAUUUUUAAGAGUUUGAUGUAUAUAAAAAAUAUACAAUAUAUGCAAUAUUAAUCGAGCUGAAUUAGGCUUGAGUAAAAGGAUCAGAAUGUGUCUUAGACAAUUAAUUAAUAAAUGGCUAGCGGUUGUUUAAG